GGUACUUGGGUGGUUUACGCCAGUCUAUGCGUCUCGAAUUAUUUUAUUUUAUUUUUUUUAUUUUAAAUUUUUUUUUCUGGUUUCAUGACAUGUCAUUAUCAUGCACGGCCCUGUAAUGACGUGGAGCAGGAGUUUUAAGCUAAUGAUAGCGUUACUGAUAAAUUGGGAAUUUGUAAUAUUGACAUUAGCCCAUCUUAACAAAGACGAUGCAGAAGUCGUUACAAACGGAUCAAAUGAGUCGCUCGAAGCACAGCAGUCUUCCGCGGACGCUCACGAAGAUGACUGUGAACGAUAUCUCAACACUUCAGCGUUUUCAAGUGAUCCAGCGGACGACUCGACGAUCCAGUCCACUUUCAGAUGCCAUGCAUGUGAGGACCACAGUCUGGUCACCGGAGCGAGUACCUCGCGAAAGGACGAGUUUGAGGAGGUUCUCCGAGGACCUGUGACUUGGCGAUUCUUGAGUGAUCAACAGAAUCUGAAUGGAGUCGUGGUGUCUGAUGACUCUCAGCCGGUGUUUACAUGUGGCAAGGAACACCUUUGGAUCAAGUUUUCCAUGACGCUGCACUCGAACCCGCGCUUGAUUAUCAAGACUGAAUGGGCAGAUUCACACACACAAAAGCAGUGCCGAUGCAUCAGAAGGAAUCAUGGGCCAUCAAUGCUGCUGACGAUCUACUUCAAAGAGUGCUAUGCUUCAAAUUGGACUCGAGACAGAAGGAUGUACUACUCUGUAGGAAUACUUUACUUUGAUCACCUUCUAAUGAAGAGAUUCUCCGGCAUUGCCACCUGUCAUGCUGCCAUCCUGCCACAUAAUGCACUUUCUACAGAAGAAUCACCUGAAGUUAUCUGUGGAAAGCCAUUUGUGAUUGUAAAAUUACCAGCCAAGAGGAUUAAAAGUGUUAAAGUUUUGGGUAUGUCCAGGCAAUUGCCUCGUGCAGUUCUUUGGAAUAGUCACCAUACUGUGUUUGUCAAAUUGAAACGCUCCACAGUCAAGGAUGGUAUUUUCCGGCUGGAUUAUCUUGAUGUGGCUGGAAAAUUGCAGACAGUCAUGUUGUCCUGUGUUCAACAGACGUUUAAAAAGGACAUCAGAAAACGAAGACAAAACCCUUUUGAUUUUAUUCGGGAAUAUGAUUCAGUACCUACUGUUGGGGCAAAUUUAGGUCUUUUGGACUUUGAAGUCAAACCCACUGUUCCUUGUGGGGAAUUUGAAAAAACACCUAAAACGACCCAAAUGAUGCUUGCAUCCAGCACAACAACAUUUUCAGACCCCAGUACAUGGACAAACACAAAUCCCUUUAGGUCACCUGAGAUAACUAUUGGAACAACCCAGAAAGCAGAAACCUCAAGUGCUGCUACACAGUCAAGUGGAAUGACCAAAACUGUAACUUCUGUUGUUGAUGCUGAUGCAGAAUUUGGGACCGAUUUUUAUUUCAAACCCACUGUUCCAUGCGGGGAAUUUGAAGAAACUCCUAAAACUACCCAAAGGAUACUUCCAUCCAGCACACCUAUACAUCCUGAUCCCACUUCAUGGACAAACGCAGAACCCUUCAGGCCACCAGAUAUUACUCUUGGUACAACCAAAGAAGGGGAAUCCUCAAGUGCAGCUACACAACCAGACAGGAUCACCAAAACUGCAACUCCUGUUGUUGAUGCCGAUGUAGAGUUUGGGACAGAUUUUGACCUUUCCACACCCACUGUUCCCUGUGGGGAACUUGAAAAAAACCUUAAAACUACCCAAAGAACACUUUCAUCAAGUAUUCCCACUCAAACAGGCCAGUCUACAUUGAAAAGCACAAGACAUGACUCUGAAUGGGGUUUCUCAAAUAUCCCAUUGACUUCUUUGAGUUCUGCAGAAACAACUCACUCAGUUAGCUCAACAGAAAUUGUAUUGAAAACAUUCACACCUGUUAUGACAACUGCUGGAGCAACAACCUUACCUGAAACCAUGCCUUAUUUAACAUCUGUUGCUGGAACCACAAUAGCUCUGAUAACUACUUCUGCUGAAACUACUUUUCCAGACACCACUUCCAUAGAAACUACUUCUCAGAGAACUAAUACUGCUGAAAUAAUGCCCUCCAAUAGUUCAACAAUAAAUACUUUAGGAGCAUCCACAAAUGUAAUGACAACUGUUGGAGCACCAAUCUCACCUGACCCAACACCUGCCGCAACGUUUGCUGUUGAAACCACAAUGGCUAAAACUACCACAGAGACUGCAACCCUUGCCCCCACUGCUGAAGAAACUACUAACUUUGUCACCUCUUCUGCUGAAAAUACAUCCUUAGUUAGUUCAACAGGAAUAGUAUUGGAAACGUUGACACCAGUAAUGACCACUGCUGGAAAAACAACUGCAGCUUUAACCAACCCUGGCUUAACAUCUGCUAUUGAAUCAACAAUGAAUCAAACUAGCGCUCCUUCAGAAACUACUACCCUUGGCAUCACUUCUGUUGAAAGCACAACCCAGAGAACCACUUCUGCAGGACCUUCUACCCUUGGAGCCACUUCUGUGGAAAGCACAACCCUGGGCACAACUUCUGCACAAACAACAUCCUCUAUAAGUUCAACAAGAAUCUUGGAAACAUCCAUGCUUGUAAUGACAACUGCUCAGCCAAUGGCAUCCAGCUUAACUACCCCUGCCUUAACAUCUGCUGUUGAAACCACAUUGGCUCAAACUACACAUUUUACAGAAAUUAGUACGCUUGAGGGCAUUUCUGCAGCAAGUACUUCACUUGACACCCCUUUUGAAGGAAGUACAACCUUGGGCACAACCUCUGCUGAAUCUACUACCCUUGGCAUCACUUAUGCAGAAACCACUUCUACUUCUGUAGAAAGCACAACCCUGGGCACGAUUUCUGCAGAAACUACUACCACUUCUGUAGAAAGCACAACCCUGGGCACGACUUCUGGAGAAACUACUACCACUUCUGUAGAAAGCACAACCCUGGGCACGAUUUCUGGAGAAACUACUACCACUUCUGUAGAAACCACAACCCUGGGCACAACCUCUGCUGAAUCUACUACCCUUGGCAUCACUUCUGCCGAAACCAUUUCUACUUCUAUAGAAAGCACAACCCUGGGCACGACUUCUGCAGAAACUACUGCCCUUGGCAUCACUUCUGCAGAAACUACUACAACUUCUGAAGAAAGAACCACCCUGGGAACCACUGCUGCAGAAACUACUACCCUUAGUACCACUUCUGUAGAAAGCACUACCUUGCGCACCACUUCUGCAGGAAAAACAUCCUCUGUAAGUUCAACAGGAAUCUUGGAAACAUCCAAGCUUGUGAUGACAACUGCUGGAACCGCAGCAUCAACCAUAACUAUGCCUGUCUCAACAUCUGCGGUUGAAACCACAAUGGCUCAGACUAUUUUUAUAGAAACUACUACCCUUGGCAUCACUUCCACAGAAAUUUCUACCACUUCUGAAGAAAGAACAACCCUGGAAACCAUUACCUUUGGCACCACUUCUGUAGAAAGCACAACCCUGGGCACAACUUCUGCAGAAACUACUACCACUUCUGUAGAAAGCACAACCCUGGGCACAACUUCUGCAGAAACUACUACCACUUCUGUAGAAAGCACAACCCUGGGCACAACUUCUGCAGAAACGAGUACCCUUGGCAUCACUUCUGCAGAAACUACUACCACUUCUGUAGAAAGCACAACCCUGGGCACAACUUCUGCAGAAACUACUACCACUUCUGUAGAAAGCACAACCCUGGGCACAACUUCUGCAGAAACGGCUACCCUUGGCAUCACUUCUGCAGAAACUACUACCACUUCUGUAGAAAGAACAACCCUAGGCACAACUUCUGCAGAAACUACUACCACUUCUGUAGAAAGCACAACCCUGGGCACAACUUCUGCAGAAACGGCUACCCUUGGCAUCACUUCUGCAGAAACUACUACCCUUGGCAUCACUUCCACAGAAAUGUCUACCACUUCUGAAGAAAGAACAACCCUGGAAACUAUUACUUUUGGCACCACUUCUGCAGAAAGCACAACCCUGCGCACAACUUCUGCAGAAAGCACAACCCUGGGCACAACUUCUGCAGAAACAGCUACCCUUGUCAUCACUUCUGCAGAAACUACUACCAUUUCUGUAGAAAAAACAACCCUAGGCACAACUUCUGCAGAAACUACUACCACUUCUGUAGAAAGCACAACCCUGGGCACAACUUCUGCAGAAACGGCUACCCUUGGCAUCACUUCUGCAGAAACUACUACCUCUUCUGUAGAAAGCACAACCCUGGGUAUGACUUCUGCAGAAACUACUACCCUUGGCAUCACUUCCACAGAAAUGUCUACCACUUCUGAAGAAAGAACAACCCUGGAAACCAUUACCUUUGGCACCACUUCUGUAGAAAGCACAACCCUGGGCACAACUUCUGCAGAAAGCACAACCCUGGGCACAACUUCUGCAGAAACGGCUAUCCUUGGCAUCACUUCUGCAGAAACUACUACCAUUUCUGUAGAAAAAACAACCCUAGGCACAACUUCUGCAGAAACUACUACCUCUUCUGUAGAAAGCACAACCCUGGGUAUGACUUCUGCAGAAACUACUACCCUUGGCAUCACUUCCACAGAAAUUCCUUCCACUUCUGAAGAAAGAACAACCCUGGAAACUAUUACCUUUGGCACCACUUCUGUAGAAAGCACAACCCUGGGCACAACUUCUGCAGAAACGGCUACCCUUGGCAUCACUUCUGCAGAAACUACUACCACUUCUUUAGAAAGCACAACCCUGGGUAUGACUUCUGCGGAAACGGCUACCCUUGGCAUCACUUCUGCAGAAACUACUACCCUUGGCAUCACUUCUGCAGAAACCACUUCUACUUCUGUAGAAAGCACAACCCUGGGCACGACUUCUGCAGAAACUACUACCACUUCUGUAGAAAGCACAACCCUGGGCACAACCUCUGCUGAAUCUACUACCCUUGGCAUCACUUCUGCAGAAACUACUACCAUUUCUGUAGAAAGAACAACCCUGGGCACGACUUCUGCAGAAAAUACUACCACUUCUGUAGAAAGCACAACCCUGGGCACGACUUCUGCAGAAACUACUACCACUUCUGUAGAAAGCACAACCCUGGGUAUGACUUCUGCAGAAACGGCUACCCUUGGCAUCACUUCUGCAGAAACUACUACCAUUUCUGUAGAAAGAACAACCCUAGGCACAACUUCUGCAGAAACAGCUACCCUUGGCAUCACUUCUGCAGAAAACUACUACCAUUUCUGUAGAAAGAACAACCCUGGGCACGACUUCUGCAGAAAAUACUACCACUUCUGUAGAAAGCACAACCCUGGGCACAACUUCUGCAGAAACUACUACCACUUCUGUAGAAAGCACAACCCUGGGCACAACCUCUGCUGAAUCUACUACCCUUGGCAUCACUUCUGCAGAAACCACUUCUACUUCUGUAGAAAGCACAACCCUGGGCACGACUUCUGCAGAAACUACUACCACUUCUGUAGAAAGCACAACCCUGGGCACAACCUCUGCUGAAUCUACUACCCUUGGCAUCACUUCUGCAGAAACUACUACCAUUUCUGUAGAAAGCACAACCCUGGGCACGACUUCUGCAGAAACUACUACCACUUCUGUAGAAAGCACAACCCUGGGUAUGACUUCUGCGGAAACGGCUACCCUUGGCAUCACUUCUGCAGAAACUACUACCAUUUCUGUAGAAAGAACAACCCUAGGCACAACUUCUGCAGAAACAGCUACCCUUGGCAUCACUUCUGCAGAAUCUACUACCACUUCUGCAGAAAGCACAACCCUGGGCACAACUUCUGCAGAAACGAGUACCCUUGGCAUCACUUCUGCAGAAACUACUACCACUUCU
Molecule: messenger RNA, 5840 nt
Organism: Cyprinus carpio (common carp)
Lineage: Eukaryota; Metazoa; Chordata; Actinopteri; Cypriniformes; Cyprinidae
Product: mucin-22-like
Exons: 10
Coding region: 101-5368 (1755 amino acids)
Source: RefSeq, a predicted model, not a curated record